ACCUCUGUAAAUUCUUUCCCAUAACCAUUCAAUAUCUUCCUUCAUAACUACAUAUAUAUAUGUGAACAUCAGACUGGAACUUGCAUAAUCAAAUCAAGACAAUAUCGAUCCAGCUUACAAACAAUGGAUGAUACUAGCAGCAAAGCGUCAAAUAAAUUGAAAAUAGAAGAAGAAGAUAGUGAUAUCAAAGUCCAAAUAUGGAAAUACAUAUUUGGUUUCGUUGAAAUGGCAGUGAUAAAAUGUGCCAUUGAACUCAAAAUAGGAGACGUCAUUGAAAGCCAUGGAGAUUCCAUGACACUCUCCCAACUCUCUUCUUCUUUAAACUGUUCUCCUUUGCUUCUACAUCGCAUAUUACGGUUUCUUGUACAUAGAGGCAUUUUCAAAGAAGAAAAAACCACAAAAUGCUACUCCCAUACGCCCAUGUCUCGACUGCUCACAACUACUGGACCAAAUAGUAUGGCUCCCUUGCAUCUCUUGGAAAGCAGCCCUGUGAUGAUUGCACCAUGGCACAACUUGAGUGCAUGUGUUAAAGCCAGUGAUCAUGAGAAUGGAAGUCAGCCUUUUGAGAUGGCUCAUGGGAUGGACUUGUGGACUUAUGCUGCAGCCAAUCCAUCACACAGUAGCCUGAUCAAUGAGAGCAUGGCUUGCUUUGCUAGGCUGGUUAUUUUGCCUGCAGUUCUCGAAAGGUGUGGGGAGAUUUUUGAUGGAGUUGGAUGUUUGGUGGAUGUUGGAGGAGGGAAUGGGACUUGUUUGAGUAUUUUAGUGAAGGCUUGUCCUUGGAUUAAAGGUAUUAAUUUCGAUCUUCCUCAUGUUGUGUCUGUUUCAAAGGAGUAUGAAGGUAUUCAACAUGUUGGUGGCAAUAUGUUUGAUUCUGUUCCAAAGGCUGAUGCUGCUUUCAUUAUGGAGGUUCUACAUGAUUGGGAUGAUGAGGAAUGCAUCAAAAUUUUGAAAAAUUGCAAAGAAGCCAUUCCGGAAAAGACAGGAAAAGUGAUAAUUGUUGAGGUAGUGAUCGAUGAAAAAGAAGAAAUUAGCAAAUAUUCGGAUGCAAGGUUAAUGAUGGAUAUGAUAAUGAUGGCCCAUACCAUUAAGGGGAAAGAAAGAACAAAUGAGGAAUGGGCCAAUGUUCUUCAGAAAGCUGGUUUUAGUUAUUAUACAAUCACUCCUACCUCAACUAUCCAAUCUGUUAUUCAAGCUUUUCCUUGAUUUUUAAUUUACCAAAGAAAAUUUCCAUGUUGUAUGAGUAAUUAUUGCUUCCUAUAUUUAUGAUCAUGUUAUAUUUCAUUGCUGCAUGUAUUUGUCAUUUUGUUGUAAAAGUUUGUAAUGAAUAUUGAUUCAUAACAAGUGCAAUUCUAUUACAAUUCUAUUCUAUUGCAA
Molecule: messenger RNA, 1374 nt
Organism: Cucumis sativus (cucumber)
Lineage: Eukaryota; Viridiplantae; Streptophyta; Magnoliopsida; Cucurbitales; Cucurbitaceae
Product: acetylserotonin O-methyltransferase
Exons: 3
Coding region: 124-1203 (359 amino acids)
Biological process (GO): methylation
Molecular function (GO): O-methyltransferase activity; S-adenosylmethionine-dependent methyltransferase activity; protein dimerization activity
Source: RefSeq, a predicted model, not a curated record